AUGUCGCAAUGUAUUGCUGCGGCACAUGCGAACGGCCACAUUCAUGGUCCCGGACACCUCCAAAUUUUCUUUUUCAAGCUUUGCAAGUUUCUACGAAGCCCAAUCACAUGGAUUUUCGUUUUUGACGGUCCGAAUCGCCCUACCAUCAAGCGGGGUAAGGUCGUAAAUGGCUCAACCACACCGUCGUGGGUUGGCCCAUGCAAAACCCUCAUUGAGUGCUUCGGAUUCCAUGUUCAUCAGGCAAGUGCCGCACGUCUGGUUGAUGAGAUUCUUCUUGAACUGUAUCAGGCUCCUGGAGAGGCAGAAGCCAAGCUCGCAAAACUAAGCUCUCAAGGAAUUAUUGACCUAAUCUUUACUACAGAUGGCGAUGCCUUUGUAUUUGGAGGUUUAUGUGUGUUGCGAAGCACAUCCAUAAAAAAUAAAGCAACUGAAGACCUGGACGAGAUCAGCCUCUACACUGCAGACGCUAUUGAAGGAACUGAGGGGUUGACGCUUGGCGGACUCCUGCUGUUCACCUUGCUAAGUGGCGGUGAUUAUGCAGCAGGGUUGGAAGGUUGUGGGGAGCUCACCGCUCACGGGCUCGCCAAAUGUGGCUUUGGAGACGAGCUUCUCACAGCCUUAAACACCUUGGAUGAUGAAAAUCUAACUGAAUUUUUGGAAGCCUGGGUAGCCGGUAUCCGCGACGAACUGGUUUCAAAUAGCCAGGGCUUCCUUCCAUCACGUCGACCAGGACUUGCAGCUACCAUUCCUCCUGAAUUCCCCCCCUUGAACGUUAUCAAUUUUUACAUCCGACCUGAAACGAGCAAAUCAUUCCCAUUCAGCCUGGAUUGA
Molecule: messenger RNA, 831 nt
Organism: Laccaria bicolor S238N-H82
Lineage: Eukaryota; Fungi; Basidiomycota; Agaricomycetes; Agaricales; Hydnangiaceae
Exons: 2
Coding region: 1-831 (276 amino acids)
Molecular function (GO): 5'-flap endonuclease activity
Source: RefSeq, a predicted model, not a curated record